Molecule: messenger RNA, 2622 nt
Organism: Trematosphaeria pertusa
Lineage: Eukaryota; Fungi; Ascomycota; Dothideomycetes; Pleosporales; Trematosphaeriaceae
Exons: 4
Coding region: 1-2622 (873 amino acids)
Source: RefSeq, a predicted model, not a curated record
AUGCACCCCCUCAGACGAGAGAACUCGUUCACAAGCGCCGAUCCCCCUGAUUCCAUCUCUAGCUGGCGACCCCAUGUGGACUCCCCUUCAACUGGCGAUGUCGCAUCUAGCUCUUCGCCGCCGAGUUCGAUAUUCCCCGGGAAUGUGUCCCCGGAUACGAUCAGCGAUAUCAAGUGCGAGGUCAUGGUCAAUUGGCUACAUUCGAAGCAGGAAGAAAAGAUUUGGACCACCGGCGAGCCUGGCGAAGGCGUGGUCCUGAAGAAGGCGAAAGGUCAGUAUGUUUGCUGCCCGAACGAGCUGCGAUUCGAUCAGUCGCAGUUCUACCAGAUGGUGGCACUCCUCAAUGUCCGAGUUGCCAUGACCGUCAACACGAGAGUUAUCAGGUUGUUGUUGGCGAGGAGCGACACGCCUUGGGUGCAGAUACAUGAAGGCCUCCGCCUCCAGGUCAUCCCCGAUAUCGAAGCGCUCCCAUACUGCCAAAAGCACCAGUCGGCUGCAUUUAUUGCCUCACAACAGUACCUCGUAGUCUGGGAGGACGACCCCAAAAGGCUUCUGGAACGAGCGCAAUACAUACAGGAUACAUUGAUGAAGAUGAUCUGGGGCACAACUUCGGGGUUCCUCGAUGGGAGCGAGAAGGAGGGCGCGGAGGCCAAUGUGAUCGAGUGGGAAUCGCUGGAAGACGGCGUAGAGAGGACAGAAGAACGCCGCGUUAUGCUCAUUCAGUCUAUCAUGACUGCGUGUGCUCUCAUGCUGGUGCUUGCUGCUAUCGGUGGUGGCUGGAGGAACGUCAUCAUUGAGGUCAUCGUGGACAAGAACUGGGCCCGAAUUGCCUUCGCUGCCUGCGUGCUUCCCCAGAUCUGGCUUGCUCUAUUCUUCUUUCAAGCUCUCAUAGGAAACAUUGCCCAAUUGUUCGGACCCACCCACCAAAUGUCCCAUAACUCGAAAUAUUACUCGGGCAAAGCCCCACGUCGCCUUCGCCGCGACGUACACACCAAUCUACCCCACGUCACCAUCCAGAUGCCUGUCUAUAAGGAGGGCCUUCACGCUGUCAUCGAACCCACGAUCCGAUCCGUGAAGGCCGCUAUCUCGACAUACGAAAUGCAGGGCGGCACCGCCAACAUCUUCGUCAACGACGACGGCAUGCAGAUUGUUUCCGAGAAUGACGCCAAGGAGCGGCAGGACUUUUACGACGAGCAUAACAUCGGAUGGGUGGCCCGCCCAAAGCACUGUUUGAAGGCCCAAGCUGAGGGCGAGAAGAUCUUCAACCGUCGCGGCAAGUUCAAGAAGGCGUCCAACAUGAACUAUGCGCUGUGGACGAGCGUGCAGACAGAAGAGAUCUUGUCCUCGAUCGACCGCCAUGAGAACUGGUCUCAGAGAGAUGAGAACGAGGCGUACGGCGAGGCACUCAGAAACACGCUCGACCAGCAUGGUGGUGAAACUUGGGCUGAUGGCAAUGUCCGCGUCGGGGACUAUAUACUCCUCAUCGAUUCGGACACUCGCGUUCCUGGCGAUUGCUUGUUGGAGGCUGUCAGCGAGAUGGAGCAGUCGCCACAGGUUGCUAUCAUGCAGUACGCCUCAGGUGUGAUGAACGUCACGGACAGCUUCUUUGAGAAGGGUAUUACGUUCUUCACGAACCUCGUCUACACCCAGAUCCAGUAUGCUGUUGCCAAUGGAGAUGUUGCACCUUUCGUCGGCCACAAUGCUUUCUUGCGAUGGUCCGCCAUCCAAGAGAUCGCGUACGACUGUCCGCUUGAUGGACGGGAGAAGUACUGGUCUGAAGAGACGGUGUCGGAAGACUUCGACAUGGCUCUGCGUCUCCAGACGAAUGGCUACCUCGUACGCUUGGGCGCUUACAAAGACAAAGGUUUCAAAGAAGGCGUCUCACUCACCGUCUACGACGAACUCGCUCGUUGGGAAAAAUAUGCAUACGGCUGCAAUGAGCUCAUCUUCCACCCCAUGCGCUACUGGCUCACCCGCGGUCCCUUCACCAAACUCUUCCUCCGCUUCAUCGGCUCCAGCAUGCCACUUCCCUCCAAAUUCACCAUCAUGGCCUACAUCGGCACCUACUAUGCGCUCGGUUCCGCCUGGGUUCUCACUCUCCUGAACUACUUCCUCGUCGGCUGGUACAACGGCUUCCUCGACCACUACUACAUCGACAGCUUCAAAGUUUACUUCGCCAUCGUAGUUGUCUUCACCGGGCUGGGUAACCUCGCACUCGCAGUGCUCCGCUAUCGCAUCGGCGAGGGCGGCAUUCUAUCCAAUCUCGGCGAGAAUUUGAAGUGGAUUCCGCUCUUGGUCGUCUUCCUUGGCGGGAUAUCGCUGCAUGUCAGCCAAGCGUUGCUCUGCCACAUGCUCAGCAUCAAUAUGACCUGGGGCGCUACGGCUAAGGAGGUUGAGAAUAUCACCUUCUUCCAGGAGAUUCCGCGCGUGCUGAAGCGCUUCAAGUGGACGUUUAUCUUCUGCGCGCUGCUGACGGCCACGAUGGUUUGUCUCGCAUAUGUGGCGCCGCCGAUGUGGCGGAUUACAUUUUUCACACCCAUAUGGCCGCUUGCUUGCGUGGUUGUUUGUCAUUUUUUGUUGCCUAUCGUUCUUAAUCCUAAUCUUAUGCUGUUUACUUGGUAA